Molecule: messenger RNA, 1444 nt
Organism: Hibiscus syriacus
Lineage: Eukaryota; Viridiplantae; Streptophyta; Magnoliopsida; Malvales; Malvaceae
Product: G-type lectin S-receptor-like serine/threonine-protein kinase SD1-1
Exons: 8
Coding region: 52-1410 (452 amino acids)
Biological process (GO): protein phosphorylation
Molecular function (GO): protein kinase activity; ATP binding
Source: RefSeq, a predicted model, not a curated record
AUAAGGAGAGUGAAAACUCCAGACGCCACAAAUUCUUGGGUUAAUAAAACUAUGAAUCUCAAGGAAUGUAGGGAUAGGUGCUUGAGGAACUGUUCUUGCAUGGCAUACACUAAUUUAGACAUUACAAGAGGAGGUAGCGGCUGCGCCAUGUGGUUUGGUGAUCUGCUUAAUAUCAAACAAUUGCAAUCAGAGGGUCAGGAUCUUUAUAUCAGAGUGUCUGCUUCAGAAGCAGAACUGAAGAAAAAGUCUAACGUGAGGCUUGCCAUCAUACUUACAACUGUACUUGGUGCCUUUUUUGGGUUUCUGAUAGUUGCUUGUUACAUUCGCAGAAGCAGGAGAAAGUUAACAGAUGAAGUUGAAGACAAUAAUCUAAGUGAUAAAGAGAAUAAAGACGAGCAUGAAGAUAUGGAGCUUGCAGUAUUUGAGUUUGGUACAAUAGCUCAAGCUACUGACAGUUUUUCAUUUCGUUACAAGCUAGGUGAAGGAGGUUUUGGCCCCGUUUAUAAGGGGACACUACCAAAUGGACAAGAAAUAGCAGUGAAGAGACUUUCAAAGAGUUCUGGACAAGGACUGAAAGAGUUCAAGAAUGAAGUAAAGUUGAUUGCCAAACUCCAGCAUCGGAAUCUUGUGAGGCUUCUUGGUUGCUGCAUUCAGGGAGUUGAGAGAAUGCUGGUUUACGAAUACAUGCCUAACACAAGCCUUGACGCUUUCAUUUUUGGUCAAAAGCAUUCUGAAGUAUUAACUUGGUCCAAGCGUUUUGAAAUUAUCUGUGGGAUUGCUAGGGGACUACUCUACCUUCAUCAAGACUCUAGAUUAAGGAUUAUCCAUAGAGAUUUAAAAGCUAGUAAUGUUCUACUUGACAGCGAGAUGAACCCAAAAAUUUCGGAUUUUGGCAUGGCAAGAGCUUUUGGAGGAGACCAAACAGAAGCCAAUACAAAUAGAGUAGUUGGAACUUAUGGUUAUAUGGCACCAGAAUAUGCUACCGAUGGGCUGUUUUCAGUAAAAUCAGAUGUUUUUAGCUUUGGGAUUUUAUUGUUGGAGAUUAUAAGUGGAAGAAAGAACAGAGGGUUUUAUCAUGCAGAUCAAAGUGGCAACCUUAUUGAACACGCAUGGAUAUUAUGGAAAGAAGGCAAGCCUUUGGAUGUUGCUGAUGAUUUCUUAGUAGGCACUGGUGAUCUAUCGGAGCUGUUACGAUGCAUCAACAUUAGCCUUUUAUGUGUACAACAGCAUCCUGAGGAGAGACCGAGCAUGUCAUCCGUGGUUCAUAUGUUGGGAAGUCAUAAUGAAUUGCCUUCGCCAAAUCAACCUGGUUUCUUGUUUAGCAAGAAAUUUAAAGCAUAUUCUUCACCAGACAUCGACAGAUCGUCCUCAAGAAACGAAAUAAGCUUAUCAUUAUUAGAGGCUCGGUAAAAGAAAAUAUUCCUUGGUUCAUUCAAUCUGUUAU